Pyricularia oryzae 70-15 is the source of this 261-nucleotide messenger RNA. RefSeq lists its product as uncharacterized. Bases 1 to 261 code for a protein of 86 amino acids. The record is from RefSeq and is a predicted model, not a curated record. The transcript has 4 exons. Lineage: Eukaryota; Fungi; Ascomycota; Sordariomycetes; Magnaporthales; Pyriculariaceae.
AUGACUACAAAUUUCACCCUAACGAUCUUGCGUCCCCUACAGACGCGUAUGGAUUCCCGGCGGGUAGCUGGAGAUGGGUGGUGUUCCGGACGGAUGUCCCACCCUCAAAACAAGAGACUCUAUUUUUUUGAGUUUGUGGGGGACAUUUUCGGACCGAGAAGGGUCCCGGAACGGAUCAGGGGGUGGGAACUGGUAGCUUUUGCGAUGAGCCCCAACUUGAGACAAUUCAACGCAAACCAGGAUACCUGCCUAGGUAGGUAG